UAAUUGGUUCUGCCCUUGAUUGAAUCGCGGGCAGACUGGAUGGCCCGAAUGGCCUCCUUCUGCUAUUAUACCUUAUGGUCUCAUGGCAUUUUCAGCUGCGCAAGAAAAGGAGAGGAAAUUGAAGAUCGGAAAUAGACCGUACCGUGUGAUCUGCCUACUCUGCCUCGUUACAUCCGCCCUCAUCGUGACAGUGGUCGGUCUCUCGAUCCAUGUGUCACAGAUUCGUCAGUCUAAGGUCACCUCCGACCGAAACUACCAUGAGUUGAACUCAACCCUUCAGUCCGAGCUUUCUGCCCUCAACUCUAACCUGUCCGAUCUUAAACGAAGGCACAGCGAUCUCCGUCACCAGUUCACUGAGAUGGAAACGAAGUACAGAUCUGUCAACGAAACCAAGGAUCGAAUCUGUGAAUUGUUGAACAGCAGCAGAGAGCAAACGUGUUCCGAGAACUGGAUCAGAAAUAGAGACCGAUGUUAUUUUAUAUCUGCGAUUGAUGAAUCUUACGAUGCAGCAAAGCAACAUUGUUCAAGAUUUGAUUCACGUCUCCUUGAAAUAAAUUCAAACGAUGAAGCGAAUUUUGUUUACAACUCGAUUCGCCAUGGUUACCGGACAUACUGGAUUGGAAAAUGCGAAGACCGGAACGUGGAAUCUAACCUCCUGUAUACGGUGAAAGAUAGAAAACCCACCUGCACGCGGUGUAAAUCGAACGAAUGGAAUUACAAAUGCGGUGAUGAACACUAUUUCAUCUGCGAGAAGUCUGCAUCUUUGUUCUCGGAUGUUCUUGAAAAGAUGCUUGAUCUCUGUCAAGAACCCAUGAGUCCGAGUUGAAA
Hypanus sabinus (Atlantic stingray) is the source of this 828-nucleotide messenger RNA. RefSeq names its product oxidized low-density lipoprotein receptor 1-like. Gene Ontology annotation, molecular function: low-density lipoprotein particle receptor activity. Gene Ontology annotation, cellular component: signaling receptor complex; plasma membrane. The transcript has 5 exons. Lineage: Eukaryota; Metazoa; Chordata; Chondrichthyes; Myliobatiformes; Dasyatidae. The coding region runs from base 83 to 826 and encodes 247 amino acids. The record is from RefSeq and is a predicted model, not a curated record. Gene Ontology annotation, biological process: lipoprotein metabolic process; leukocyte cell-cell adhesion; cell death.